UUACUGACAGCGCACUUCACUCCGUCAAUAAUGUCUAAGUUCACGUCAUUCACGUUCACGUGCUACCCUAGCGCCACCGGACCUGCCAGCUGGACACUUUGGCAACAGGGUUAUAACCGCGAAAAUCGAAAUUCGCAAAUUGUGGACAUUUUUUUCGGUCAUUCUAAUUACGCCUCAUUGGAGUAAAAAAGAAAGAUCCCGCAAUUUGCGAAUUUCGGUUUUCGCUGUAAGCACUCCGUUUUCCCAUAAGAGAUUGUUCUCCUUACCUCUACCCUCCAUAGUUACCAACAAACGGUGUACUGUUCAGUCACUCGCGCCAAACUAUUGUGAUCUCUAGUUAGACUUCUUUCUAUUUCCUUUUUCUUUCCCGCUCCAAUAUCGCAGUAUAUAAUUCUGCUCCAGUUUCAAUCAAAAUUAGAGUUUGCUAGUUAAAAAAACGGAACGCACAAUUUGGUUGUGGAGAAUCCCCCUUAAAUUCAGAACAAUACGAACGGUUUAUAAUGACUUCAUUCAUUGUUCUGCACUAUAUUCUUACUUUAGUCAUUGAGAGACUAAAAAUAUAGCAACUAAUACAAUUUAAUUUAGUUUUAGUUGUUAAGUUAAAAAAAGGAAAAAAUUAUAAUGGAAAGUACAAUGCAAUUAUUAUUUUUAGUGGUGCUUUUAAAAGUUAUUUUUGCUCAAGAUGACGAUGAAGCAGCACUUAAAUCUUUUGCUUCACAAUUGAUGUCGCCACUAUGCAAACAACUGCCAGAGUUUCAGAAAGAGCCCAAAGAAUGCUGCAAUAUUCCAGAUCUUUUCUAUCCGGAAACCUAUGAAGGAUGCAUGGGGGCAGAAGAAGAAGAAGAAGAAGAAAAGCCGAAAGGACCCAUCACUCGUGGAUCACCUGAGUGUGCAAAAGAAACUUGCUAUCUCCGGAACAACGAUUUGCUGUUCGACAACAAUAAGAUUGACGUAGAAUCCGUCAAACAGUACCUGGACGAGUGGGUAGCGAAGAGGAAGGAGUAUAUGCCCGCAGUUAAUGCUGCUAAAGAUAACUGUCUUGGCAACAUCCCUAUGUUUGGACCCAAAGAGAUGUGUGACGCGAGCAAACUCAUGUUCUGCAUCACCUCUAAUUUCUUGUCUAAAUGUCCUAGCUGGCAGGAAACUGAAGACUGCACUGCAUUACGAACAUUUCUCGAAAGCUGCCUGCCCUAUUGCCAUCCGAGAUGGCCAAAAUUGAUCAAACUCGCGAUGCGCUAUGGCAAAAUCAGGAAAUGAAAUAUAACUCCUUUGUGAUUUUGGGUUUUCUGGAAAUUGUUUGCCCGGGCUAUCAAUUUUAAAAGCAUUUUUAGCAUCCUCAAAUACUGCAAUCUCUCACUUUGUUGGCAAAGGCCUUAAGAUAUUUCCUAUGAGACCAGGUCAGACAUGCUAUGAGUGCAUGCCAAAAAGGCUGAGGAAGCCACACUGGAAAUUUUGCGAAUUCCUAAACCUCGGCUAAUUUUGAGUAAACGAUUCGUGUGACUAAUCAUUUUAGAUAUAGAGUUAGGAAUAUAACUGGUAAAAGAAUCUUUAAAUAUAGGAGAACCCAUAAAGCAAAGAGAAUCCUUGUCUACUAAUUUUAUAUUAGGAGCCAGACCCUCAAAUCUGGAGCACGGUAGUGCCCCCGCCAAGUUGAGCAAAAAAGCGGCACGGCACCAUCCUCUUCUCAUAGCAGUUCAGGCUAUUUUUGACUACUUGGUAUUACAUGGAUCUCACAACUUUUUAGGGUAGAAGAAAGUUGCAAGACUUGUUUUUUUUUUACAAGUUAUGUUUUUAAUGACAUUUGGAUUUUAAGUCGGUCAAAGUACAAGAAGAUUUUUUGAAUAAAGAGUAUGCAUUUGCUGAAAUUCAGUUCCAAACCAAUAUUUUCGAAACUGCUUAAAAUACAAAUCAGAGAGCACAGUAUUCACGUCGCCUCCUCGGGUUCCGUCAUCUAAGUACCAGACGUUGAGUUGAAUUUUGAUUUCAAUUUUUUAAUAAUUGGAUUUUUAGCCAAACUAAAAAUGGCUGGCCCGAGAGGGUCACCCUACUGACAGCCAACCUCAGAAGAUAAUUCAUGUGACUUAAUUUAGUUUUAAGUAUCCUUAAGUUUUUAUUUUCUUAACUGUAAUCUAUGUGCGUAAAUAAACAAAGGUAUUAUUGUGUAAAUAAAAUAAAUAUAUAUCUUUUA
Messenger RNA from Cydia pomonella (codling moth), 2188 nucleotides. RefSeq lists its product as uncharacterized. Lineage: Eukaryota; Metazoa; Arthropoda; Insecta; Lepidoptera; Tortricidae. The transcript has 6 exons. The record is from RefSeq and is a predicted model, not a curated record. The coding region runs from base 622 to 1257 and encodes 211 amino acids.